UUUACCUUUAAUUGAAAUUGAUAGAUACCCAGAUACCCAGAUACACACCUACCUUUCUACCUACUCAUAACUAUGCCAUAUGUAGAUUAAGACUUAUUACAAUUCCUCAUCUUCAUACAUCUUAUUUACUUUCAGUCUUUCCAGUCAGAAACUGCUCCCUAGAUCUAGAAAACUGGUGGUGCUUAUCUUGUUUCUCGUCCUGGCAAGUCAUCUAUUCAAUCCCUACACAGACUAGUAUACUCCAUCCGUCGCAUACUUUUUCUGUCUUCUUGCCCUGAGCCCUCUAUCAUCCCUUUUCUCGUCGUGUGAAGGGGUACGGAGGGAGAAGGUAAUAGAUAAUAGGAAAAGGGAAGAAGAGGAAACCCUGAAAAAUGGCGGGCACACAAACACCGGCCGGGAAGACGCCCUCCGGAUCUAGAAAGGCCGGCUCAAUAUCGUCAUCUGCUACCUCUGGAAGACAGCAGCAAAGCAUCCUCGGGUUCUUUGCCAAAGCCUCGCCUGUUCCUACCUCUUCUCCCACGCCCUCGUGCCUUAAGGAAACUACCAAAUCCAAUAGAAAGCCAUCAAACACUACCCCUGUCCCUAGCAGCGAUGCCUUGGAACCUUCUAGUUCACAAGAAAACCACGGCUCUGCUGCCACCUUAAAGCUCAAUUCCUUCGCCCAUCCAGCCCCGAGCAGUAGUCCCACCCUCAAGCCUAGGAAAACCGUGAGCUACGCUGAGUCUGACGAAGACGACAACGACGAGGAAGUUUUAGUUGUCAAGAAAACCUCCAGAACACGCCAACGUGGUCGCCAGCGCUCUAGGAUCGUCGACGACGAAGACGACUACGAUGAGAGUAAAGAGGCCGAAGAUGAAGAUGAUGAGAUGGCCGAUUUUGUAGUUUCCGACGAUUCGGACGGACCAACAAAAAAGCGGAAGCGUCCCUCAAAACCGCAACCUGCGCGCAAACGCUCUCAGGCCUUUUCCCCGAGUUCUAAAGGGGAAAACAAUGACCAGAUUGACAGUGACAACGAUCAUGACGAGACAAUGGAAGAAAUGCCCUCAACCUCGACUGCUCAACAGUGGCGAUACGAUCCAGAUAAUGUUGAGCCGGCAAAACCGAGACCAGCUGUUGAGCAUACCGCCAAAGCCUCUGGGGCCAAACAAAAAGCGCACACGCGUGAACCCGAAGACCGCUAUCCAUGGCUCGCUAAUAUCAGCGACAUCAAUCGCAAUCCCCCAGGCCACCCAGAUUAUGACCCUUCCACCGUCUACGUCCCCCCUGUGGCAUGGGAUAAGUUUUCGGCCUUUGAAAAGCAAUACUGGGAGAUCAAACAGAAACUCUGGGAUACCGUUGUCUUUUUUAAGAAAGGCAAGUUCUAUGAACUUUACGAGAACGACGCAACUAUUGGCCAUCAGCUCUUCGAUCUAAAACUUACCGAUCGCGUGAAUAUGCGCAUGGUCGGCGUUCCUGAGAGCUCGCUGGACAUGUGGGUAAACCAGUUCAUUGCCAAAGGCUAUAAAGUUGCCCGUGUCGAUCAGAUGGAGACGGCAUUAGGCAAAGAAAUGCGAGAGAGGGUCGAUGUCAAAGCCAAGAAGCAGGACAAGAUCAUCCGUCGGGAGCUAGCCUGCAUCCUCACUGGUGGCACGCUCGUUGACGGGAGCAUGCUUCAAGACGACAUGGCAACGUACUGCGUGGCCAUCAAGGAAUCCACCAUUGAUGACCACCCCGCAUUCGGCAUUGCUUUCGUCGACGCCGCCACGGGUCAAUUCUUUCUCUCGGAAUUUGAGGAUGAUGUUGAUUUGACUAAAUUUGAGACGUUUGUAGCCCAGACGAAUCCCAAGGAGCUGCUUCUUGAAAAGUCUCGUAUCUCCACCAAGGCCUUGCGUAUUCUGAAAAACAACACCUCACCUACUACGAUAUGGAACUACUUUAAGUCUGGUAGUGAAUUCUGGGAGGCCGACCUAACCCGGAGAGAACUCGGCUGCAACGGGUACUUUGGGGCUGACGAAGGAGCUGAGGAGCAUUGGCCUGAGAGCCUGGCUAAAGUGAGUGAGAAGGACUUGUUGAUGUCUGCUCUCGGUGCUCUUGUCCAGUACUUGCGAGUGCUCAAGAUCGAACGAAACUUGCUCUCCCAAGGCAAUUUUACUUGGUAUAGCCCCAUUCACAAGAAUGGCACUUUGAUUCUCGAUGGCCAGACACUUAUCAACCUGGAGAUUUUCGCCAACUCGGUCAAUGGGGGCUCGGGCGGGACUUUGUUUACCCUACUGAACAGAUGUGUAACACCCUUUGGCAAGCGUCUCUUUCGUCAAUGGGUAUGCCACCCAUUAUGCAACAUUGAAAAGAUCAACGAACGCUUAGAUGCCGUCGAUGCACUAAAUAAUGAUCCAACAACCAGGGAGAAAUUAUCCUCGCAGAUGACGAGGAUGCCAGAUUUAGAACGUCUAAUCUCUCGAAUACAUGCAGGUGCUUGCCGGGCUGAUGACUUCGCAAAGGUCCUUGAAGGGUUUGAGCAGAUCGAAAUUACCAUUGGCAUGCUAGACUCUUUCAGCAAUGGGGAUGGCCUCCUCGGCCGUCUUGUUAUUUCCUUACCAAACCUCAGUGAACCGCUUUCGUAUUGGAAGAACGCCUUCAACCGCCAGAAGGCUAAGGAAGAGAAGAUCCUGGUGCCUGAGCGCGGUAUCGAGGAGGACUUUGAUGCAAGCCAUGAUAAAAUCACAGAAAUCAAGGAUGAUCUACAGGCCUUACUCAACAAGCAAAAGACUGAGCUUAAGAACAAAUCCCUCAAGUUCACCGAUGUUGGAAAGGAGGUUUAUCAGAUUGAAGCUCCCAAAUCUGUCAAGGUCCCUAAGAAUUGGCAGCAGAUGUCUGCUACUUCGAGUGUCAAGCGCUACUACUUUAAAGAACUAACGGACCUGGUACGGAAGCUACAAGAAGCCGAGGAGACUCACUCACAGCUUGUUCGAGACGUCACGCUGCGUCUCUUCCAGAGGUUUGAUGUCGAUUAUACUACCUGGCUACAAGCCAUUCGCGUCAUGUCUCAACUGGAUUGCCUUCUCAGUCUCGCCAAGGCAUCUUCCUCCUUAGGCGAGCCAAGUUGCCGGCCCGUCUUCGUAGACGAAGAGCGCAGCGUAGUUGAAUUCGAGGAGCUCAGGCACCCCUGCAUGCUCAAUACUGUUGAUGAUUUUAUUCCCAAUGGCAUCGUCCUGGGUGGUGAUUCCGCCAAAAUCAAUCUCCUAACAGGCGCGAACGCUGCCGGUAAAUCUACAAUAUUAAGAAUGUCCUGUAUCGCAGUCAUCAUGGCACAGAUCGGUUGUUACGUGCCAGCCACCUCAGCCAAGUUGACACCUUGUGAUCGUAUUAUGUCGCGACUUGGCGCCAAUGACAACAUCUUCGCGGCACAGUCGACGUUCUUCGUUGAGCUAUCCGAGACCAAGAAGAUUCUUUCCGAAGCGACCCCACGCUCCCUUGUUAUCCUUGACGAGCUGGGACGCGGCACGUCCAGCUAUGAUGGCGUAGCUGUAGCUCAGGCUGUUCUACAUCAUGUAGCUACCCACAUUGGAUGUAUCGGCUUCUUUGCAACUCACUAUCAUUCGCUCGCCACCGAGUUUGAAAACCAUCCCGAAAUCAGAGCAAAGCGAAUGCAAAUACACGUCGAUGAAGAGCAGCGACGAGUCACAUUCUUGUACAAGCUCGAAGAUGGUGUGGCCGAGGGCAGCUUCGGUAUGCACUGCGCAGCUAUGUGCGGGAUUGCUAAUCGUGUCAUUGAGAGGGCAGAGGUUGCUGCUAAAGAGUGGGAGCACACCAGCAGGCUCAAAGACAGCCUUGAGCGUGCGCGAGAGGGGUGCUAUAUUCCCUUGGGCAUGUUGAGUGACGUUGCUGCUCUUCUUGAUGACGAGAAAUGCCAAGACGUUGGAUUACCAAGCCUGGAGGUACUCACGCGCGCAAUCGAGGCUUUGUGAGUGUGCGGCAGCAGAUGCUAUUAUGGGUACAUAUCGUAGGAAUGUCACGAGACGAGACGCUGUAUGUAUAGUGCUAUAGCUGUGUAUAUCGGGUGGAUCUCCUUUUCUUUCGGUAUAAGGGACUUGCUACGUGUGCACGGAGUCAUGGAGCCUAUGUUAUUAGUUACCUAGCCAGGUAAUUCAUUGCUAUUCGACGUUGUCAUAAGGCCAAUUAAACAAAUCAUUAUAAUUUUAUAGAUUUCGGAGUACUUUUUA
Molecule: messenger RNA, 4199 nt
Organism: Hypoxylon fragiforme
Lineage: Eukaryota; Fungi; Ascomycota; Sordariomycetes; Xylariales; Hypoxylaceae
Product: DNA mismatch repair protein Msh6
Exons: 5
Coding region: 372-3944 (1190 amino acids)
Biological process (GO): mismatch repair
Cellular component (GO): nucleus; MutSalpha complex
Molecular function (GO): ATP binding; ATP-dependent DNA damage sensor activity; mismatched DNA binding
Source: RefSeq, a predicted model, not a curated record